This is a messenger RNA of Dendrobium catenatum, 371 nucleotides long. RefSeq lists its product as uncharacterized. The transcript has a single exon. Lineage: Eukaryota; Viridiplantae; Streptophyta; Magnoliopsida; Asparagales; Orchidaceae. The record is from RefSeq and is a predicted model, not a curated record. The annotation marks the transcript as partial.
UUUCUCUCACAGCUAGCUCAUCCAUUCUUCUUAAACCUUGAAUAAUUUCUGCAUUCUUUAGUUAAGCUAAUGGCUUCUAAGGCAAUAGACAGCCACCGAGAGGGAGCUGAGGUGUUCCACGGCGAUGAAAUCUGCAGGAAGAAGUCGAUCGAAUUGCUCGAAGAGCUCUGCCUUCCAAAGGGUCUCUUUCCCUUGGAAGACAUUGAGGAAUUCGGCUAUAACCGUGCUUCUGGCUUCAUUUGGCUGAUCCAAAAGAAGAAGAAGGAUCAUGUGUUCAAGCAGAUCAAAAGAGCUGUGUCUUAUGCUCCAGAAGUGACUGCCUUUGUUGAGAAGUAUAAGUUGAAGAAGAUGACUGGUGUUAAGACAAAGGA